GGGAAACGGAGCGGAGGCAGCAAGAGGCAAGUGAUCUUGUUUAUUCUGUGCGUUUGCAUGUGUCGGAGCGGGGCCGAAACCCUCCGCUAUUCUCUGGCGGAGGAAAUGGAGAGGGACUCCUUUGUCGCCAAUAUUGCAAACGACCUGGGGGUUGCUCCGAGCCAGCUCGCAGCUCGCAAGGCCCGCGUUGUGUCCGAGGGGAACGAGCAGCUUUUCCGCCUCAAUCAAAACACCGGAGUCCUGACGGUAAAGGAGUCGCUGGACCGAGAGGAGAUCUGUCCGCAGAGCGAUACCUGCACACUCUUCUUUAAGAUAUUCUUUGAAAAUCCGUUGCAGCUGAUCCGAGGGGAGGUGGAGGUUCGUGACGUGAACGACAACUCCCCCGUGUUCCCAGAGAAGGAGAUGGUUUUAGAGAUUCUGGAAACGACACCUCCCGGGUCCCGUUUUCCUCUGGAAAGCGCCCAGGACAAGGACGUGGGCAGCAACGGCUUGCAGAACUACAGCCUCGGGUCCAAUUCGCAUUUCUCCCUGGCUCUCGGAACAGGGAAAGAUGGAGUAAAAUACGCGGAGCUCGUCCUAGAGCGGCAGCUGGACCGUGAAGAGCAGCGAGAGCUGAAUUUACUCCUCACCGCCACCGACGGCGGCUCGCCACCGAGGUCGGGCACGGCUCAGGUCCGGAUCGUGGUGCUGGAUGCCAAUGACAACAUCCCAGUCUUCCGUCACGAGGUCUACGAGGUGCGCCUGGCCGAGAACAGCCCCCCGGAGCAGCUGGUGGUCAGAGUCGCAGCCGCCGAUCCCGACGAAGGCUCCAACGGGAAAGUGCGGUACGCCUUCACCCAGACACCGGAGCGGUCCCGGCAGCUCUUCGAGCUGAACCCUGUCACGGGGGAGAUACGGGUCGCGGGCAACCUGGACUUCGAGGAAGCGGAAAACCACAAGAUGGUGGUGAGAGCCACCGACGGCGGGGGGCUGUCUGCGCAUUGCAAAGUGCAGGUGGAGGUCCUGGACGUGAACGACAACUCCCCGGAGAUAGCGCUCACCUCCCUCACCGCCUCCAUUCCCGAGGACGCCCCGCCCCGGACCGUGGUGGCCCUAUUCAGUGUGCGGGACCGGGACUCCGGGGACAACGGCAGAACGGAGUGCUCGAUUGACGGGGACUUGCCCUUCAGUCUCACCCCCACUUUUGAUAAUUACUACGAACUGAGAACAAACGCUGCUCUGGACAGGGAGAGGACGGCGGAGUAUAAUAUCACCAUCACAGCCAUGGACUGGGGCACUACGCGGUUGAGCUCUCGGGAAAUCAUCUUCGUGCAGAUAUCGGACGUGAACGACAAUCCCCCAGAGUUCACCCAGGAGAUUUACACCAUGUCGGUCACGGAGAACAACAGCCCCAUGCUACGGAUCGGCAGCGUGAACGCCACUGACGCCGACGCGGGAAAAAACGCUCGCGUAAACUACGCGCUGGUGCGGCAGGAGGGCAAGGAACAGCCCGACGUGUCGGUCAGCUCUGAAAACGGGGACGUUUACAUGCUACGCCCGCUGGACUACGAGAAGGUGCGCGCCUUCGAGGUGACGGUGCGCGCCGUCGACGGCGGCUCGCCGCCGCUCAGCUCCCAAGCAGUGCUGCGCGUGGUGGUGCGGGACGAGAACGACAACGCGCCCGUGGUGCUGCACCCGCCCCCCGACAGCAGCGCGGCGGCGGGCGAGCUGGUGCCGCGCUGGGCGCGGGAGGGCUACCUGGUGGCCAAGGUGGUGGCGGUGGACGCGGACGCGGGGCAGAACGCGUGGCUGUCGUACGAGCUGGCCAAAGCGACGGAGCCGGGGCUGUUCCGCGUGGGACUGCACAGCGGCGAGGUGCGCACGGCGCGGGCCGUGGCGGAGAGGGACGCGCCCCGGCAGAGGCUUGUCGUGCUGGUGCGAGACCGCGGGCAGCCGCCGCGCUCCGCCACCGCCACCCUCGGCAUCGCCCUGGUGCACGGCUUCUCCGACGACCACUUGCGGGUGAGCGAGGAGGCGCCGGCCGCCGAGCCCGACGGGCCGCUGACCCUGUACCUCAUCGUCUGCCUGGCCUGCGUCUCGGCGCUGUUCCUGGCCACCACGGUGGCCGCCGUGGUGGUGAAGGUGCGACGGGCCAGGCGGAGCAAGGCGGAGCCCUUGCCCACGUUCCCGAAGGCUGCCACGGAGAGCAACGCGGGCUCCCUGCCCCGCAGCUACGUGUACGACGUCUGCUUCGCCGCCGGGACCGUCAACAGCGAGUUUCGGUUCCUCAGGCCCCUCUUCCCCUGCUUCCCCGCCGGACUGCCCCCCGGCCCGGGCGAACAGCGGAGCUCGGUGUGCUCACAAGAGGCGGCCAACCUCGGGGACGAAGGCGACUGGGCUGCACAGGGCAGAGCUCCCCUCUCUGAAGACACCGGUCCCAGACCUGCAGAAGCAGCUUGUGCUGCGACCAGGGGGAUGGAGCUAAAUGUCAAUUCUGAUCAAAACCCAUGGCUCACCCAUCAGUAA
Messenger RNA from Gavia stellata (red-throated loon), 2505 nucleotides. RefSeq names its product protocadherin beta-15. NCBI's taxonomy places the organism in Eukaryota, Metazoa, Chordata, Aves, Gaviiformes, Gaviidae. Gene Ontology annotation, molecular function: calcium ion binding. The record is from RefSeq and is a predicted model, not a curated record. Gene Ontology annotation, biological process: homophilic cell-cell adhesion. Gene Ontology annotation, cellular component: plasma membrane.